GCACCUUUGCUUAACAAUUCCACCUCACUCCAAAUGGAUUGCAAGUUAAGUGAAUCUUAAUUUAAUUAUAUGUCAUUCUUACUUAUAAUAAAAACUUGUGCAUUUGAGUUUAUUUUUUUCAAUAUUUUCCACACAAAACUUGUGCAUUUGGGAACCAGUUGACCAGAUUAGCAUGCUGGUUCCCAAACAGGAGUGGUUCUUUUGAAGAAUCUCUCUCUCUCAAAUGGAUUUGUUAGUGAAACUUGCUGAGCAUUGCAGAUUGACCUGAUUACCUAAAAAACUACUAGCUACUUUUAUAUGCACUCUUAGAUACACCAAUCUUUCAUUCCAAAAACACAUUAUCUAAAGCCUAAGUUUUCUUCACUUUUUUUUAUCAAAAAAGAAAAUACCAAGUUCAGUGUAAUCCCUUUGAUCUGAACCAUUCAUCAUAGUUCAUAGAAGAACCAAAAAAAAAUCAUGUUUUUUUGUUAAAAGCUUGAAACUUUUUAGUCCUAUUACAGAAUGAAACUCCUUUCCUCAAAGUUUCACUCACACCCCAAGUUUAUUUUCAUUCAAAGUUAAACACUUUAGCACAAAGGGUUGAAAGAAAAGUUCUUAAUUUCAUCAAAAAAAAUGCGCAGUUUGAAGAUUGCUGAACGUUUCAAAAGCAUUCAAGUGCAUGCUCUAAGUUCUUCAUCUGAAAAAACCAAUGGUAGCAACAAAACCACAGUGUCUGCAACCAAAUCUCACAACAACAACAACCUUAAAAAACACAGAACCAUAUUGUCUUGGUCAAAGAACAAAUUCAACACAAAUAACUCAACCUCAUCAUUUUCAAACCUUGUUGUUCCUCUUCAACUACUUUCUACUGACAGUGACACCAUUGAACCAUCCAUAGAACCUUACCUUAAACCUAUAAACCUUGUAGAGACUUUAUCAGAACUCUAUAACCGCAUAGAGUUUUGUUUACAGUCUGAGAAAGUUUCACUUUAUGUUGAACUUUUCUCUGUCUUGUGUGGCUUAGGAGACCAGAAGUUACUAAGAAGAUGUCUUAGAACGGCGCGGCAGAACGCCGAGGAUGUUAUGUCAAAGGUUGUUUUGUCAGCAUGGUUAAGGUUUGAAAGAAGAGAUGAUGAGCUUGUUGGUGUUUGUUCAAUUGAUUGUGUUGGUUAUAAUGUUCUUGAGUGUCCAAAGAAGAAUUUGGAAAAUGGGUUUUUUCCUUGUUCAAUUAAUGAUCAUUGUCAAUGUCAUGAGGAGAGAAAAGAUGAAAAUUUUAAUAACGAGAGUGUGUGUUUGUUUGAUAAUGAGGAAGAAAGUGAUGUUUUAUUUUGUGUUGGGAAUGAAGAAAUCAACUGUGUUAGGUGGAGAAUUGCUUCACUUUCAGAACCAUUUAAUGCAAUGCUUUAUGGUGAUUUUCUUGAGUCCAAAAAGUGGAAGAUUGAUUUUUCAAAAAAUGGGGUAUCCUUGGAAGGAAUGAAAGCACUAGAAUUUUACAGCAGGACUAAAAGAUUGGAACUUUUUACUCCAAUGAUUGUUUUGGAGCUUCUAUCAUUUUCAAAUAGGUUCUGUUGUGAGGAAUUGAAGUCUUCUUGUGAUUCUCAUUUAGCUUCAAUUGUUGAAAGUGUUGAAGAUGCAUUGAUACUUAUUGAGUAUGGAUUAGAAGAAAAAGCAACACUUCUUGUUGCUUCUUGCUUACAAAUGUUUCUUAGGGAGCUUCCUAAUUCUCUUCAUAAUUCGAAGGUGAUAAAUUUGUUUUGCAGUUUUGAGGCAAAGGAAAAGUUGGCUAUGGUAGGGUGUGCUUCUUUUUUGUUAUACUAUUUUCUAAGCCAAGUUUCUAUGGAAGAAAGCAUGGUAUCAAAAAUAACAAUGAUGUUGUUGGAAAGAUUGAAAGAAUGUGCUUCACAAAGAUGGGAAAAGGCACUUGCUUUUCACCAAUUAGGGUGUGUACUUCUUGAAAGAAGAGAGUAUAAAGAAUCUCAACAUUGUUUUGAAGAAGCAUUUGAAUUAGGUCAUGUUUAUUCUAUGGCAGGUGUGGCUAGAACAAAGCACAAACAAGGUCAACCAUAUUCAGCUUAUAAGCUAAUUAGUUCAAUCAUAUUUGAGUAUAAACCAAAUGGGUGGAUGUAUCAAGAGAGAGCAUUGUACAAUAUGGGAAAAGAAAAGUGUUUUGAUUUAGAUUUUGCAACUGAACUUGAUCCUUCACUUUCAUUUCCUUAUAAAUAUAGAGCAUUGGAAAAGGUGGAAGAAAAGAAAAUAAAGGAAGGAAUUACGGAGUUAGAUAGGUUUCUUGGAUUUAAGCUUUCACCUGAUUGUUUAGAAUUGAGGGCUUGGUUGUAUAUUGCAUUAGAGGAUUAUGAUAGUGCUGUGAGAGAUAUUAGAGCAUUGUUAACCAUUGAGGCUAAUUACAUAACUUUACAUGGGAAGAUUCAAGGAGAAUAUUUGGUUCAAGUUCUAAGUAGUAGAAUUCAGAAGAAGAAUCAGGCUGAGUGUUGGAUGCAAUUAUACCAACAAUGGUCUUCUGUUGAUGAUGUUGGUUCUUUGGCUAUUACUCAUCAGAUGCUAGAGAAUGAACCUGGAAAAAGCGUGCUCGAGUUUCGCCAGUCGCUACUCCUCUUGAGGUUAAACUGUCAAAAGGCUGCCAUGCGCAGUUUGCGGUUGGCGAGAAACCAUUCUAGCUCAAUGCAGGAAAGACUAAUUUAUGAAGGAUGGAUUCUAUACGAUACUGGCUAUCGCGACGAGGCUGUUACAAGGGCUGACAGAUCCAUUGCAAUUCAGAAAUCUUUUGAAGCCUUUUUUCUAAAAGCAUAUGUGUUAGCAGAUACAACACUGGAUCCUGAAUCUUCUUCAUAUGUUAUUCAGCUUCUCAAAGAAGCACUUAAAUGUCCUUCGGACGGCCUUCGCAAAGGACAAGCAUUGAAUAACUUAGGGAGUAUUUAUGUGGAUUGUGGUAAAAAUGAACUUGCAAAGGAAUGCUACAACAAUGCACUUGCAAUUAGGCACACAAGAGCUCAUCAAGGUCUAGCGCGCGUUUAUCAUCAGAAACAUCAACGAAAGGCUGCGUACGAUGAGAUGACUAUGCUAAUCGAGAAGGCGGAGAGCAAUGCCUCGGCGUAUGAGAAACGAUCGGAAUACUGCGACCGUGAGAUGGCAAAGGCUGAUCUUGAUGUUGCAACACACCUUGAUCCUUUAAGGUCAUACCCUUAUAGAUACAGGGCUGCAGUACUGAUGGAUGAGCAAAAAGAAACAGAAGCUGUAGAAGAACUAACCAAGGCUAUAAAAUUCAAGCCUGACCUUCAAAUGCUACAUCUGCGAGCUGCGUUUUACGAGUCGAUGGGAGAUCUAUCUUCUGCUCUUAUGGAUUGUAAGGCAUCUCUUUGCUUAGAUCCAUACCAUGCAGCCACACUUGAUUUAUAUCAAAGGAUACAGAAGCUGAAGUUUUAAUAUAAAAAUAUGUCCAUCAGAAAAAGAAAAAAUAACAAAUGUGAAGAACUUGGUUAAAGAUAUCUCACAAGUCAAAACCACCAUCUAUGAACAAAACUAGAAAGGGAUGCAUGAAGUACAUGAUUCAGGUGUAAAUCAGAAGAUUUUUCACAAUAGUAAAUACAUUUAUAUAUGAUGUAGAUUCAUGUGAGGCAUAUUCACAGAAUUUGACUCUCACUAUUUACACAUCCUCUUGUACAGUUACAUUACAUGGUUAUUAUAAAAAGUUUCAUACCAAUGAAUUCCUACUAUGCAUAAUUUA
Messenger RNA from Cicer arietinum (chickpea), 3721 nucleotides. RefSeq names its product ethylene-overproduction protein 1. The record is from RefSeq and is a predicted model, not a curated record. Gene Ontology annotation, biological process: negative regulation of ethylene-activated signaling pathway. Gene Ontology annotation, molecular function: protein binding. NCBI's taxonomy places the organism in Eukaryota, Viridiplantae, Streptophyta, Magnoliopsida, Fabales, Fabaceae.